Quercus lobata is the source of this 1383-nucleotide messenger RNA. RefSeq lists its product as uncharacterized. The coding region runs from base 1 to 1383 and encodes 460 amino acids. The record is from RefSeq and is a predicted model, not a curated record. The transcript is spliced from 3 exons. NCBI's taxonomy places the organism in Eukaryota, Viridiplantae, Streptophyta, Magnoliopsida, Fagales, Fagaceae.
AUGGCUGACUUAGUAUUCAAUUUUGAGAUUCAUCAUGGUGGACAAUUUGUGUGGAACCCAGAUUUGGUAUAUUUAGAAGGUAGUACUUCUUUUGUUGAUAAUGUUGACCCAGAUAGACUUAGUUAUUUUGAAAUACAGGAUAUUUGUUGUGAUGUGGGGGCACUUAGUACAAGUAGAUAUCAUUAUCUUAUUCCUGGAGGUAAUUUGGAGCAAGGGUUAAUGCUUAUAAAUGAAGAUGAUGAUGUUGUUUAUAUGUGUGAGAUCCAUGCUGCAUGGCCUACAGAUAAGAUAACACUAUAUGUUGAGGGUGGUGAGGAGCCACCUACUGUUGAACAACCAUUUGGUAAUGAGGAAGUAGCAAAUGAUGAUGAUGAUGUGCAUGAGGUGGGUGAGAGUGAUGAUGAUGUGCAUGAGGUGGGUGAGAGUGAUGAUGAUGUACAUGAGGUGCAUGAGGGAGGUAAUAUGGAUGCUGAAGAAGGUGAUAUUGAUUGGUUAGAGGAAGGGUUUGAGGGGCCAAAUUUUGAUGAUGAUGUUUUUGGAAAUGUAGAUGAUGGGCCAUCUACACAUGCAGCCCCACAUAGGCCCUCUGAAGGAGAUGAUGGGCCAUCUAUCCAUGAGGAUAUAUACAUGUAUAACAUGGAAAGUCUAAUAGGGUCUGAUGAUGAUCAGCCAGCACCAGUUGCAAAAGAACCUGAGUUUAAUGUCCAAACUGACAUGAGAAAGGAGGCAUUGAGGGAAUAUGCGAUAAAGAAGCCAGUAAAUAUCAAGUUCAAGCUGAAUGAGAAGAAGAAGAUAUCAGUUUAUUGUAUCAAUGAAUGUGGAUGGAGGUGUUAUGCAUCUCAACUACCUGAAGAGUUGAUAUUCCAAAUAAAAACAUUCAAUCCGGAGUGCACUUGCCCUAGAUUCUUCAAACACAGCCAAGUGACUUCAACUUAUGUUGCAAAGAAGUUUAUGCAGGAGUUUGACAAAAACCCCAAUUGGAAAGUGGCUGGUGUUCAACAUCAUGUGAAGCAAGCACUUGAAGUUGACAUAAGUUACAGUCAAGUGUAUAGGGCAAAAAGGAAAGCUACUGACUUGGUUACUGGGGAUGAACAGCUGCAAUAUGGGAAACUUAGGGAUUAUGCAGAGAUGAUAAGAUUGACUGAUAAAGGAAGUAGAGUUAUUUUGCAAACUGAAAUGGAAGAUGAAAAUGCACAGCCGAAAUUUAAGAGAAUGUAUAUUAGGUAUAAUGCACAAAAACUUGGGUUUUUGGGAGGUUGUAGACCAAUUAUUGGUUUAGAUGGGUGCCACUUGAAAGGCAGAUUUGGGGGGCAAAUACUUUCUGCCAUAGCUAGAGAUGCAAAUGACAAUAUUUUUCCAGUUGCAUUUGUUGUUGUUGAGUAA